GGCUUAGCCCGGUGACGUCACCGACCGCUGCGUCCGCUGCUUGGAGCCGGUAGGAGCGCCGGGUGGGGGAAAAAGGAGGAAAACACAAGGUAUAAGACAAGGGAUACACCAAAAGCUCACCGUAUUACACUCCAUUAUUAUACAUUCAGAUUUUUGUGACAGCGGAAAAAUGUAUAGCAGCAGCAUUUCUAAGGAAAGACAGUAUUAAAAGCCAGGGAGGCUUUUAAAAACUGGGAUUGUUUACAUGGAAGACCGGCAUACAGAGAUGGAGCUAGACUUCACUAAGGAUGAUCUGCCUUUAAUGGCUAACACUAACCACAUGUUGGUGAAGCAUUAUGUGUUGGAUCUGGAUGUAGACGUCAAAAACAAGGUGAUUGAGGGCAAGAUAGUUUUGUUCUUUGGAAAUGACAGUAGAGAAGAAGUCAGAGAGCAGAUGGAAGAAGCUGGUCGGUCAUGGUCAGAUGAAACCUGUCAAGUCCAGGCACCUGAAUCUGGCUCGGUUCCUGUGUCAAAUGCAAGCGCCUGCUCUCCUGAAAGUGGAUGUAAUGAUUUUGCUGUCUGUGGUAAAGGUGAAAAUGAUACUUCUGAUAAAAACGGUAGCCAUGGCAACAGGGAACAGGCUUCUGGGAUUUCUAGUUCAAAGAACUGCUGUGACAUUGAGAUUCAUGGGAAUGAAGAUUUCUCGCUGGUCCUAGACUGCUGUGAUUUAUCCGUGUUAAAGGUUGAGGAGGUAGACGUUUCCCUCGUUCCAGGCGUCGAGGAAUUUGCAAGCCCUGCCAAGUUAACAGGAUCGUCUCAAGAUGCCAGGGAUCGCAGGAAUCAGAUUGUGCAUGAACUUGUGACAUUACCUGCAGAUCACUGGAAGGAGCAGCUUGACUAUUACAGGCGUUGCAGCCGAGCUCCUGCUUGCGGAGAGCUCUUGUUUGUUACCGGCAGUUGGAGCCUGGAGAUCAGGAAAGCAGGUGUCCAAUUGCCAAAGGACUUCCCACACGCCUUAAGGAUUUGGUACAAAACAAAGCCAGGCGGAAGAUCACUUAGCUGGACGACAGACCAGAAUGACAGGCUGUGUGUUUAUACAGUGGGAUCUCCAAUAAACAACAGGGCCCUUUUUCCAUGCCAAGAACCGCCUGUUGCCAUGUCAACGUGGCAAGCUACAGUCCGAACAGAUGCAUGCUUUGUUGUUUUAAUGAGUGGCGAAAACUCAGCGGAACUAACAGAAUCUGAAGAAGGUGUAUUAAACUGGUUUUAUUAUGUGACCAUGCCAAUGCCAGCAUCAACCUUCACUAUUGCUGUUGGAUGUUGGGCAGAAGUUAAAAGAAAAACUUAUGCAACUGGCGUUCAGAGGAAUGAUGGGAUCUUUCCACUGUUCUCAAAGGCGGAUAUCAGGUUGUUAGAAGGGGCUUGUGGUCAUGUACCUUACCCCUGUCGUUUCCAAGAACCUGCGGCCACUUCUCAAGUGAUGAUUCCUCAUCGUAUCUUUGCUCCACCAUGCCUUCAGAAAUCCUGUGAAGAGAUUCUCCUCCCAUUGAUUCCUCAGUGUCUUUCCGCAUCUUAUGCUCUACUGGGCACUCAUCCAUUUUCUCGCCUUGAUGUCUUGAUUGUCCCAUCCAACUUUUCCAGUCUUGGAAUGGCCAGCCCACACAUCAUCUUCCUGUCCCAGAGCACAUUAUCCGGAGGAAGCCAUCUCUGUGGAACACGCUUGUGCCAUGAAAUUGCUCAUUCCUGGUUUGGCUUGGCCAUUGGGGCACGCGACUGGACAGAAGAAUGGCUAAGCGAAGGAUUUGCCACUCACCUAGAAGAUGCUUUUUGGUCAGCAGCACAACAGCAGCUGCUGGCUGAUGAAGCAAGAGAACGGCAGGAUCUGAAGGCUUUGUUGCGCUGGCAGCGUCUUAGAGAUGAGGUCCAAAACUCUGAGGAAGAUCUGCAAGUGUUAAGGCCCAACAAAGAGAACACUGGCAAAGUGACUGAAUCUGGAGCAUCUGUAGUUAAGCACGGCCUUAAUGCGGAGAAAACCUUCAUGCAGGUUCAUUAUCUGAAGGGCUAUUUCCUUCUGCGGUUUUUGGCAGGAAAAGCUGGAGAAGCUGAAUAUUUUGCCUUUUUAAGAAAGUUUGUAUGGCGUUUUCAUGAACAACUCAUACUUUCUCAGGACUUCCUUCGCUUAUUACUAGAGGACAUCCCACAGCUAAAAGGGUAUGGCCUAUCAGUAGAAAACAUUUUCCAGAAGUGGCUUGACUGUUCAGGAAUCCCCAAGCCUUUGCUGGAAGAGAGUCAAGCUUGGCAAGAGUGUCGCCUAGCCCAGCAAGUCAAGGAAGAGGUCGUAACAUGGGUUCGACUAAAUCAGAGAGCCAGGAAAAGCGGCCAAAGGAAAAAGCGGCGCGAGGAAAGCACUUUCCAAAAGGCUCCCUUGAAAGAACAUUUGGCACACACAAUCAUGGGAAAAUGGCUUUAUUUUUUAUGGCAUAAAGAUGGGCUUUCCUCAGACCAGCUAGUUUUACUUCUGGAAUGCCUCUUGGAAAAGAAGACCUUAUGUUCAAAAACACUGGAGUGCUUACAGAAGACCUACCACCUUCGGGAACAGGAUGCAGAGGUUCGGCAUCGAUGGUGUGAGCUUGUGAUUAAGCAUAAAUAUGUGGCAGGGUAUGUUGAUGUUGAGAAAUUCCUCAAGGAAGACCAGGCAAUGGGUGUCUACCUAUAUGGAGAAUUAAUGUUGAAUGAGGAUGCGAAACAACAAGAAAUUGCACAUAAAAUUUUUGCUACAACCCGUGACCAAAUGGAUGUGUCCUCCGCUAAAGUAGUUGCAGAGAUGUUAUUUUGAUGAGAGAAAUCCUUAUUCCCUUCGGAGUUUUGGAGUAUCAUGUUUGCCAGUGAACUGUGUACCUCUGUGUAUAUCUACUGCCAGUAACUACAAAGGGAAAAGAAAUUCACUUUCUGCAGGAAAGCAGAGUGCCUCUUUUCACACAACCUCUCCUAUAUGCCUAGAAUGACAAUGUUAAAAAUGCUGUCUUCAAAACUAUCCAUAAUUGAUUCAGUUGCAUUUAUCUUAAAGGAGAAGCCAGCAGACUUGUGAAGUACAUACUUUGCAUACAAGUGGCCCCAUAUUCAAUCAUUGACCUUUAUAAUGAAAAAGAUGGCAGAGCUGACCAACGUCUUUGGAGCCUCUGAAAUAUGGGGUCAGUAUUGAGCCAGCUGGAUCAAUGAUAUGACUGAGUAAAAACGAGUUUCCGUCAAGAAAUGCAGAACCUGGGAAAUAAACUUCUUUGAAUAAAACUGCCACAAUAUCCCUGUCAGCAUGGCCGCUGCUGAUUGGGAGAUUCUGGGAGUUGCAGGUUACAAAAAUAUAUAACAUUUAUAAACUGCCAUAAGUUACUCAAAGUAGAAGGACAGAUCAGCUUUUCCAUGGGCAUUCUUUCUGCUCAUAAGUCUUAAAUGGAUGACUUUUUAUUUUUAUUUCAACUGAAGAAGUAUGCCACUGAUAAACAUAUCACCUAAGGAUAUUUUUUCUCAUGCCCAAGAAAGAAGUGUUGAGCUUUCCAAUAAAAGCUUUUUAGCCAUAGUAAGGACAUCCUGGGCUGCCUUUGGCUAGGAUUUGCUAAAUUGGUACAGGAAAGAAUGUAUGUAUUGGUUUUCCAUAGUUGACUAUUUUACCUGCUCAAAGCUUUCAGUACCAUCACUUUUUUAAGAGAUCUCAAUAUUUUAGAGGAUAGGUUUUGUGGUUGUGUGCCCUGAAUUCAUUUCUGACUUAUGGUGACCUUAAAGCCAACCAAUCACAGGGAUUUCAUGGCUGGAUUUGUUCAGAGAGGGUUUUCUUUUGACUUCCUUUGAGGCUGAGACACUGACUUGCUCCUGUCACCCCAUUUGUUUCUGUGGCUUAGUGGGAUUCGAAACUCGGGUCUUCAGAGUUGUAGCCCUACAUUCAAACCAAUACACUAUGCUGGCAUGUAAAUUUCUUCAUCAGCUUUGAGAGCCCCCAAAAGUCAGCUUAUUCUUCAUCCAAAGUCAGAUUCUAGAACAGUGGUUCUCAACCUGGGGUGUUUUUGGCCUACAACUCCCAGAAAUCCCAGCCAGUUUGCCAGCUGUUAGGAUUUCUGGGAGUUGGCCAAAAAACACCUGGGAACCCCAGGUUGAGAACCACUGUUCUAGAAGCUUCUCAAAGUCCUCUACCUUUAGAAUAGAGAGAAAGCACCCAUCUAAGGAAGUCUUUCCAUGAGAAGCCUCCUGUUUGGAGUAUUCCAAUUUGCUCUACAUGGGGUUCUUUUGAGCACAUUUUAGCUGAACAGCAUUAGUUAAUGGCUUCAGUUUAGCAUCUGAUGCUGACUUUUAAAUGUUGAGUUGUGAAUUUCCUGGCCUUAACCAUCUUCCUGCCCUCAACCUCCUUUUUUCCAUAGUUUAAUCUUUUCUAAUUCAUCAUCACUUGCACAAAUAAUUAUUUUGCUUUGAGGAUACAGCAUCAACAUGUUGCCUGGAAUAAACCACAGAACUCCUGGCAGUACUUUCUAUGGGAAGAAAAUGCCACUUGAAGGAUCAAGGAAAAAUUUCAUCCCAUAAAAACCUGUUGUCUGGGCUAUCUUUGGGGCCAGCAAUUGAACACCUUUUCUAAAGGCAGUUUUCUUAUUAUUCUUGUACCAAACAAGAAAGGAGAAGACUCUCAUUGUACUGUGUAUAGGGGAAAAGCUAAGGAACAGCACUGAAAAAAACAAGUCAGAGGGUAAAAGACUAUGAGGUGUUAAAAUGUACAUAGCAUAGGGUAAACAUCAUACAAGAUUAUGAUGAAAGCAGGCGAAAAGAACAACAAUAUUCCCAGAAGUCUCUUUCUAUACAUGACCUAACACCUAAAUUGUGGUGUUAACAGAAGAAACCCGUUACAACAAGUAUGGUGAUGUAACACCAUUUCUAGUUUUGUUUUCAGCCAGUGUUGGUAUUUUUUAAACGUUGUGUUGAUCUUUGAGGUGUCUGGAAUCCAAACUACCAUAUUCUGUACUGAUUUUGAGAUAUUUUUUACCAAAAGUCUACUUUAAAAAAAACUGGCAUGGCUCUGACAGCUAUGAAGGCUGCAUUUUUCCAUUCCUUCCACACAGUUAUUAACUGUCCCUUGUAAAUAAAGAGACAAGACCUCAAAUCUGCAGAGACUCAAGGCAUAGAGAGAAUGCAGGAUAAAUCUUGGGAGUAGGAGGAGAUUGCUCCUCGACUGCCAUGAGUCUUGCCUUCAAGCCUGCAAUAAGGGACCAGUUCAAAGAAUAAUGAAUACCCUCCUGCUUGUUGGCGAGAUUUACCAGUACAAACCUCUCUGUAAAAGGAAGGAGAACAAAAGCAUUCCUACACGCUGUAGAAAAGCUUCCUAAAGAGCAUUCAAAAUACUUUUCUGGGUCCCUCCUCCACCUUCAUCAGCCUUGUAAUGUCUGCAGUCACUUUUUGAUGAUCCUUUUUUCUGAUUCAUUGUACAACACAAAGACCUCGAUGUGCACACUCACAUCUACUCCACACACUAGAGUUUCCUAUUUAUAGACUGUACUGUGCAAAGUAUUAAUUCCAUAGGAGUUGCAAUAAAUGUAUUUUAUCCCAGCUGUGGGUGAAAAAAAGGGAGAAAGAAAUACCAAAUUUAUUCGAAUCUAAUGCUCACAUUUUUGAUUAAACUAUAACCAAAAGUGAGGUGCAUAUUAAUUUUCAUGAUGCAUUAGAUUCAUGCAUGUAAAUUCACCUCCCCCCCCCCCAAAAAAAAAACCUGGCUGAGGCUGACAAUUUCACUAGCCUCAUCCUGACAAAGGGCCACAGCUUUUCAAUUGACCUCAUUCAUGAGACCUUCAAAACCUCCUGUUUGGUUUUGUAGGCCACGUGAACAAGGCUUUAGGGGGGAACUGCUGCCCAUCUGUCGGGCCGAGGCUGGUGAACCUGGAGGAGAAUGGCUUCCUCUUGCCUGUCAGCUGUUGCAAGAAGACAGCGGAAUGAUCAACAGGCAAGGGGAAGCCACACGUUACAUCUGACAACUUUUUUUGCAACACACCUUCAAAAUGGAGGGGCACAAUACAUCAAUGGCGCCUUAUACUCAAGUAAAUACAGUACUUACACCAUCAAUGAAUUCUCUGGCUAUUGUGUGUCCACCAGGGGUAAAGAGCAGAAAGCUGACAAUCAGAUGUCUGAUCAGGUGUUUGGUACCAGGACAUCUUGCAUCUAUUCGGCUACUAGUUACAACCUCCAGUUCUGGGACUGAAAUGGUUGAUGCUCUCGACAAGGUUGUCAGGUGAUCGCAAACAGAUUUUGCUUCUCUCUGUUGAGAAUUAUGGGGAAACAUAAAUGUAUGUAUAAAGAAUAAAGCUCACCUCUGUUGUGGAAAGGUACACCAAGGAUUCCUGGUCCAAUUAAGUAGAGAUGGAGUUAUGAGCCAAAAAAGACAGACAGAAACAGAAAAGAAAGAAGAUCUAAAACAACAGCCAAACCCCUUAAUUUUUGAAAAUGAAAUACUGGGGCCAUGGGCCAUGGUUUGACCUUUAUUUGUAUAAAAGGAAACAGUGAAAGUCAUAGCUCAAAAUGAAGGAAAAUUGCUGCAUUGUAGGUUAAAAACAGAAGGCUGGGGUCCCCCUAUAAUACUUUAGCUACAAAUCAAUUAAUCCCCAUGCAAUCUGACCUUGUCUGAUCAAAUAAAAUCUAAUGGUGGGUUGUUUCCUUCUAGUAUUGUUUGCAAAACAUCCCCCUUCUCUUUCACCACUUGGAGCAGCCAGAACAAACAGCUUCUGGAGCCAAAAUAUAAGCAGGAUUUGGAAGUCUGUGCAUUAAAGGAAAUUAUUGCCCAGAUCAUAAGCAGUUAUUACCUAAAAAUAUUUGCUACAUAAAAGCCACUGCAGGAAAUGGGGGGAAAAGAAGUAAUACACACAUAUCCUUCCUGCCUGCUUUAAGCAACUGAUUUCCUUACUGUGACUUUUUCCCCUAUUAACAUUUAUAAAGAUGCUUCCUGGUUUAAAGAUAGGUAUGAGAACAUGUCUCAUUUUUAGUUUUAUAGACCCACAGCAUUUUAUUUUCCACACUUUCCAUCUCUAAGAAAUGAAUCAUCCAACUGUGGGGGCUUUUAUUCUAAGAUAAUGGCUUCUACAGACAUACAGACCCUAAUGUUGAGGAACUCUCUUUUGCCUCAUAGUGGUACCUGGAUCUGACACACCUACUCCUGCUCCAGGGAUAUUAACCUGUUACUGCCAGGCAUAGCAACACCAAGAGGAGAGGUAGGACUCGGAUCAGGAGGGAGCUAAUAUUGCCCCUCAACCAACACCAUCAGAUAAAUGACCACAGAGAUAGCAGCAGUAUCAUGUGCUUUCUCCUUUUCCAUUCAUUAUAUUUCCACUCUCUUUUUCAUUUGAAAAUUUCCAAGCUGUUCAGUAAUUAUGCCCAGAUUCUACCAGGUGCCUUACAAGGCCUGGGCCAGUAUCAACAACACUGGUUUCAAACAAUGUAAGUGUAACCAGAAGAUGGAGGGAGGGAGGGAGUUAUCUAAUGCAACAAAAUGAUAUAAAAUAUAUUGGAUACAGUUCUGUUAUUAAAAUUUGUUUUUAAAGUCAACAGAUUUCUUGUAUAACAACUGUUUCAAGGGCAGAAGUAAUCCAGUGACAAUAUGACUUCUAUAUUGUAUUAAUAAAGUUAUUGUAUAUUUAUAACCAUA
Molecule: messenger RNA, 7642 nt
Organism: Anolis carolinensis (green anole)
Lineage: Eukaryota; Metazoa; Chordata; Lepidosauria; Squamata; Anolidae
Gene: aopep
Product: aminopeptidase O (putative)
Exons: 18
Coding region: 245-2815 (856 amino acids)
Cellular component (GO): nucleolus
Molecular function (GO): metalloaminopeptidase activity; zinc ion binding
Source: RefSeq, a predicted model, not a curated record